GGCUGCGGCCUCCUUUCCCUCGCCGUUCCCCCCUCUCCGGCCUCGUAUGGAGAAUGGGAGCCCCCGCGGGCACUCGGAGCGGCCGCCCCCUCCUGCCUUUCCCGGCUUGGCGAGGCGGCCCGAGGCGACGUGGGCGAGCGCCGGGGCUUCUGCUCGGCCCAGCCGGUUGACGCCGUGUCUGUGCGUGGUGGGCUUCUUGGAUUUCUUUGGUGUCAGCAUGGUUGUCCCCUUAUUAAGCCUUCAUGUCAAGUCUUUGGGAGCAAGCCCAACAGUGGCAGGAGUGGUAGGAUCUUUAUAUGGACUACUGCAGCUCUUUUCCAGCACCUUGGUGGGAUCUUGGAGUGAUAUAGUAGGAAGACCCUAUUGCCUACUUUCCUGCAUUCUGUUCAGUGCAUUGGGUUAUUUUGUCCUUGGCAUGUCCACAAAUAUGUUUUUAUUUGCUGUCGCCCGGAUUAUUGUUGGAAUUUUUAAACACACGCACUCUGUUUCAAAAGUUCUCAUUUCUGACUUGGUUUCCGAGAGAGAGCGCCUCCUUGUCAUAGGACACUUCAACGGAGCCUCCAAUUUUGGAUUCAUUCUUGGACCAAUGGUUGGAGGCUACCUUACGGAGCUAGAGGGUGGCUUUUACCUGACAGCCUUCAUCUGUGCUUCGAUUUUCAUCCUGAAUGCUGGCCUUUGCUGGAUGCUGCUCUCAUAUGAAGAAAACGCACAUGGUAAAGAAAGGUUCGGUAGCAAGAAAGCAAGAUCCAGCCCCUCAGCGGAAGCAAAACAAAGCCUGCAGAUCAAAUCUGUACCCGACGAAGCCACAAAGUGUCAUAUUCUUGCCAGAUCAUCUUGGACUGAGGUGGUCUCUAUGCUGAAGAAUCUUGGCAGCAUUGCAAGUUCUGAUCUGUGGGAUAUUUUUCUUGUACGACUACUGAUGUCUGUUUCCAUCAUGCUGUACCAUAGCAACUUUGUCUUGGCACUGGAAGAAAGGUUUGGGAUGAAGCCGAAACACACUGGCUACCUCAUAAGCUACAGCAGCACGCUCGGAGUCGCCGCCGGUUUCCUGCUCGGACCAAUUGCAAGACUGUAUCGGCGCAAUAACCAUGCCAUUUUAUUACGAUCCACCAUCCUCACUUGUUCACUGCUGAUGCUGUAUUCUGUAUCAGCCAGUAUGUGGACAGUGGUCUUGUCCUCCACCAUUCUGGCAUUUUCAACUACCGUUGGACGUACUUGCAUUACUGACCUUGAGUUGACUCUGGGCAGGGACCAGGCCAGUGGCAUGCUCAUAGGCAUCGGUCAGUCUGUGUCAGCUAUGGGCCGCAUAGUUGCCCCUCUUCUCUCAGGGAUUGCCCAGGAGUUCAGUCCGUGUGGGCCCCCCAGUCUCGGAGCUGUGUUGGGGUUUGUCGCUGUUCUGAUCAUGUUUUUUAAUCAACCACGAUACCGUAGCGAGAGGGACUCCAAAUUGAAAAUUGCGUAGUGGACUGUUCAUUGUAGUCUUGAAUGAAUAGCCAAGCAGUUGAGAGAAAGGAAGAUGUGGUAUCAAAGAUCUGAAACACGGAGGUUCCAGUUAAUUCUUUCAGGAAGUAUGUUGCAAAGUCUUCUGAGACCAGUGGUUUGUCGACCCGUUGUCUGGACGGAACUACAGUGAGAGUCACACAGCUAAAGAAUAUUACUGUCUCUAGUACAAACAGAAUGUUAUUGAGCACUGCUCUAGCAUUUUUUUUAAAGAAAUGUCAGUCUGAAAGGAUGCUGUCUCCAAACGUUUGAUACCACCAGUAGUCAAAAUGUGACUACAGUUGUGCAUUACCAAUAUACCUGACAUUGGGGAAUGGAGCUUAUGAGGUGAGCCUCUGAUUCAGAGGUAAAAUUAGAUCUCAGAAUAUGAGGUAGAUCCUGAAGAGGUGCAGACAGUUGCUGGAACGGAUGCAGGAUGAGACCUGAGGCUUUCCCACAGUGCUGAUGUUAUUCUACACACAAAAGUGGCACAGAGACCCUGGAUAUAUGCAAUGUGUGUGUGUGUGUUUUCUUCCACCAGUGCUUUCAUUCUUGCUUUAGCACCGUUGUAGUGGAGUGGGGAUUAUUCUUCCUGGGAUCUGGCCACCCGGGAGGUCAGAAAGCCAGAGCUGAAAUAUGCAGGGAGAAUAAAAAUUUGCUGUGCUUUCAAAGGAAGCUCUCACACCUGCCCCUUUUCUUCCUUUUGCUUGGUUUUUACCCGGGUUGAAUGCUCUUUCCAGUGGUGCAAAGUGCCAUGUCCCCAAAGCCUCGUAGGUGUCUCUUGUAUUUGCCAUGGAGAAGCAGAGCAGGAAGGAGGAUUGCCCUCCCCCUGCAGCAAAGAGCCUUGGGAAGGGGGUUGUGGCUGGAGCACCCUCUCUCCCACUGAGUACAGCCAACACACACACUUUCCAGAGAGUUCAGUGAGCUCAGUUUUUCUAGGUGGUGAAGGACCAUUCGUUUGGCAAGCAGGAACAAGAGUUUUGCAUGAUGUAUUAAAGCGUGAUAUGAUGUCACUGCUAUUGAAGUUAAAAUAAGUUUGAUGAUGAUGAUCACUAACACAAAGUUCAGAGUAGGAAACCGUUUUCCCAGUGCUGUUCUACUUUCGUAGUUUGUUUUCUGAAAGCUGAGCUUUGAAAAAUAGAUGUAUAUAUUCUUCAGGGAAAUCCCAGUUCUCGUACCACAGAUCAGCUGCUUGGUUUAAUCAGCUGCAUUUAGAAUGCAAUAAAAUUAAGUUUGGGCUUUUGUUCAGUUAAAAUGGCAUUGGUGCAGGGCUACGCAGUUGCAACCCACCAAGCUUGAACAUAGGCAACCAACUUAGUGUUAUACCGACAAGGUGUGCAGUAAUGCAACCCUGAAUUUGAAUCUCAAGGCAGACAGCAUGAUUGAGCACCUGGUGGGCUCUUCCAGCUUGGUAGAUCCCACUUGAAACUAAAAAGAAUGUGAUGUAUUCAAUGAAUGUUAAGUUUACCAAAUGGGCAAGAUAGAAAUAGGUCACAUAUCUUUUAAGUCACUUCUGUAAUUCUAAGCGCACGGGAUUGAAUCCAGUAGAAAGGGAUGAUUCUUCAGCGUCUCC
Molecule: messenger RNA, 3052 nt
Organism: Gekko japonicus
Lineage: Eukaryota; Metazoa; Chordata; Lepidosauria; Squamata; Gekkonidae
Gene: SLC67A2
Product: major facilitator superfamily domain containing 9
Exons: 6
Coding region: 47-1462 (471 amino acids)
Biological process (GO): transmembrane transport
Molecular function (GO): transmembrane transporter activity
Source: RefSeq, a predicted model, not a curated record